AUGUCAAAUAAGCUAUAUGAACAAAUUUUACAAAUUAAUACAAAUGAAUACUUAGAAAAUGAAUCAGCAGAAAUCAAUUUUAAGUGUGAUAUUUUACUUGAUAUUAACGAGAAUGAUGAUGAUCCACAAAAAUUAUCCAAAACAAUCGCUAAAUCAUUAGAUAAGGACUAUAAACAAAUUUCAGCUGCACAAAAAAUUUGGACAAAUGCAAAAGUACAAAUUUGUUUGUGGCAUAUUAAGAGAGCUUUAAAAAAACGACUUGCCGAUAAUACGUCUCCAAAAACUAUUACAUAUAGUUCUUAUUCAGUAAAUCAAGUUUUUGAAUUUAUUGAUAUCGAAUUUUACCCAAUAAUGAAUGAAAUUUAG
Racocetra persica is the source of this 366-nucleotide messenger RNA. NCBI's taxonomy places the organism in Eukaryota, Fungi, Glomeromycota, Glomeromycetes, Diversisporales, Gigasporaceae. The record is from the annotation of a GenBank genome assembly.